AUGGUCGUCAAAGAAAUCAAGUCCUACGACGAGUUCAAGCAGAUCAUCAACGGCUCUAAACCUGUCGGUAUCGGUUCCAAACAUGAAAUUUUGGAAAUAUCUACUGAUCGCUCGAAUCUUCAGGUUGUUAUCGAUUUCUGGGCAACAUGGUGUGGCCCUUGCCGCUUCAUCUCGCCCAUUUUCGAGAAGCUCUCCGAGAGAGAUGAAUUCAACGGCGUAGACUUUUACAAAGUAGACGUCGAUGAGCAGGGUGAUAUUUCUCAAGAAGUAGGAAUCCGUGCUAUGCCUACCUUCAUAUCAUUCAAAGGCGGCGAGAAAGACAAACAGCUUGUUGGAGCACAACCCGGAGAACUAGAGAACGUCGUGAGGUCGGCGGCCCUCGUUUGA
Lentinula edodes (shiitake mushroom) is the source of this 387-nucleotide messenger RNA. RefSeq names its product putative thioredoxin. Gene Ontology annotation, molecular function: protein-disulfide reductase activity. Bases 1 to 387 code for a protein of 128 amino acids. Lineage: Eukaryota; Fungi; Basidiomycota; Agaricomycetes; Agaricales; Omphalotaceae. The record is from RefSeq and is a predicted model, not a curated record. The transcript has 4 exons.